Olea europaea var. sylvestris is the source of this 932-nucleotide messenger RNA. Its product is annotated as calcium-transporting ATPase 9, plasma membrane-type-like. Gene Ontology annotation, molecular function: P-type calcium transporter activity. The coding region runs from base 281 to 742 and encodes 153 amino acids. NCBI's taxonomy places the organism in Eukaryota, Viridiplantae, Streptophyta, Magnoliopsida, Lamiales, Oleaceae. Gene Ontology annotation, cellular component: intracellular membrane-bounded organelle. The record is from RefSeq and is a predicted model, not a curated record. The transcript has 7 exons.
UAUCUGUCCCGAUUCUAGUUGACUCCGACGCACCUCUUCCGACUUCCAACGUUAUUUUUUGCCGAUUUUCUUCACGUCGUACCUCUACGAACACUUAUCUUGUCAACGGUAAAGGCUUCCUCCCGAGAAUUCGUCCCCUAAUGUUGUCGAGAUCCUGAUUCAGUCCAGCUUCUUCUUGAAUCACGCGCUGUUUCCUGAGCAUUCCCAUUCUUCCUCCGAGCUCAAGUCAAGUACUUGCCACAUAGCUAUCAUUUCAAGGGAACCUCUCAUUACUAAUGUCAUGGGGAGGAACUUGAUAAUUCAGGCUCUAUAUCAAGUGACUGUUCUCCUAAUCCUGAAUUUCUGGGGAAGAAGCAUUCUGAAUUUAGAGGAUGAAUCGGAUGACCGAGCUUUGAAAGUGAAGAAUACACUGAUAUUCAAUGCAUUUGUCCUUUGUCAGAUAUUCAAUGUGUUGAAUGCUAGAAAACCUGAUGAGAUCAAUGUGUGGAAAGGGGUUACUAAAAACCGUCUUUUUAUGGGAAUAGUUGGACUUACAGUAGUUCUCCAGGUUAUCAUAAUAUUUUUUCUUGGGAAGUUAACUUCAACAGUUAGACUCAAUUGGAAAUUGUGGCUUGUUUCUGUUGUGAUCGGCAUAAUCAGCUGGCCUUUAGCCAUUGUUGGGAAGCUUAUUCCUGUUCCAGAGAGACCUUUCAGUGAUUUUUUUAUGAAGAAAUUACGUAUAGAAAGGGGAGCACGAGGUUAAAUACUGAGGAAGUGGAAAAAGACAGCUUCUGGGCUCAUCUUUUUCCGUAGGCAGGGUGCAAUAUAGCUAACUUAAGUUGUAAUGUGGGGUACAAAGUUGCUUUUGUUCAUACAGUGAAGUUGUAACGUGCUCUUUAUCAACUAAUGUUGAUAUAUAUGAUCAAUAAAUUAUUUUUAUGUGAGAACGGUUA